AUGAAUGAAUGUUUGUAAAGGCGCCCAAAGGACAAAACCCAAUUUCCCGUGGCAUAUUGAGUACAAAGAACCUGCAAAAAAGCUUCUCUCAUUCUCAACAAAUGCAGCUUUUUAGGGGGCUAGGGUUUUGGCCAUUUGUUAUCUUCAAUUACAAAUUUAGUCACUACUAGUAAAAUCUUUCAGCUGUUGACUGGACGGAACAACAUCCUUCCAUGGAUCUUCGUCCUAGGCAAAGAACACCCUUUUCUGGGUUCACAAAAGAUGAGACUGAAAGAAUGGAGCAUUUCCUUAAAGAUGCAGCGGACCGAUCUUUCGACCAGGAUUUUUGUAAGAAGCUGGCAGGGCUUUUCAACCGUUCUAAAGGUCGUGCAGGAAAACCUGUUAUAAAGUGGAUUGAGGUCCAUAAUUGGUUUCAGAAAAGGCAGCAAAAUUACCUCUCUGAAGAUGCUUCAGCUGAUGCAGCAAGAAAAUUAACUCCUUCUCCAGAAGCUGGCGCUUUGAUCAAGAAGAGUGAGAAUUCCCAGAUGCCAAAAGAUGAAGAGGUUCCAGAUGUAUCAAAGUUGGAAUUUGAGGCAAGAUCACCGAAAGAUGGGGCUUGGUAUGACAUCGAGACAUUUCUUGCCCACCGAAUGCUCGACUCAGGGGAAGGAGUAAGUGCUUAAAUUUGAUCAAAGGAUUUCCUAGUCCUAA
Messenger RNA from Coffea arabica (coffee), 690 nucleotides. NCBI's taxonomy places the organism in Eukaryota, Viridiplantae, Streptophyta, Magnoliopsida, Gentianales, Rubiaceae. The record is from RefSeq and is a predicted model, not a curated record.